ACUUACCAAGGUGCGGGGGGCUAUGGCUUCCAGGUACAGCCCAUGGGAGUCCCAGCUGGACUUGCUGUUCCACCCAUCCAGAACCAGCCCAUCGUGAAGGAGGGGACAAUCUGGAUGCCUGUCCCUCCUCCUCUUCCCAACUGCCCUCCUGGACUGGAAUACCUCACACAGAUUGACCAGAUACUAGUUCAUCAGCAAAUUGAACUUCUUGAGAUUUUAACUGGCUUUGAAACAAACAACAAAUAUGAAAUCAAGAAUACGCUGGGGCAAAGGGUGUACUUUGCAGCAGAAGACAAUGACUGCUGCACCAGGAACUGCUGUGGGCCAUCACGACCCUUCACCCUCCGGAUUAUAGACAACCUGGGCCAUGAGGUGAUAACGCUGCAGAGACCCCUCCGGUGUUCCUCGUGCUGCUUUCCCUGCUGCUUACAGGAGCUGGAAGUUCAGGCACCUCCAGGAACACCAGUUGGUUAUGUUGUCCAGAACUGGCAUCCCUGCCUGCCAAAGUUUACCAUUCAGAAUGAGAAAAGAAUGGAUGUACUGAAAAUUAUUGGCCCAUGUGUUGUCUGCAGCUGUUGUGAGGACAUUCAUUUUGAGGUGAAGUCUGUGGAUGAGACUGCUUCUGUUGGGAGGAUUUCUAAGCAGUGGACUGGGUUUUUGAAAGAAGCCUUUACGGAUGCAGAUAACUUUGGAAUCACAUUCCCAAUGGACCUGGAUGUAAAAAUGAAAGCUGUCAUGAUCGGUGCUUGCUUCCUUAUUGACUUCAUGUUUUUUGAGCAUGCUGGUGAUAACCAACAGCGAACAGGAGUUUGGCAAUGAAAUCUAGAACCUUUUACACAGAAGGAAGAACAACAUACAUCUCCCAACUUCCCAGUGGAUUGCAGAGCUCCAGUAAGA
Messenger RNA from Balearica regulorum gibbericeps (East African grey crowned-crane), 897 nucleotides. NCBI's taxonomy places the organism in Eukaryota, Metazoa, Chordata, Aves, Gruiformes, Gruidae. The record is from RefSeq and is a predicted model, not a curated record.